This is a messenger RNA of Elgaria multicarinata webbii, 2344 nucleotides long. RefSeq names its product refilin A (gene RFLNA). Gene Ontology annotation, biological process: skeletal system morphogenesis; actin filament bundle organization; negative regulation of bone mineralization involved in bone maturation. Gene Ontology annotation, cellular component: actin filament bundle. Bases 268 to 930 code for a protein of 220 amino acids. The record is from RefSeq and is a predicted model, not a curated record. The transcript is spliced from 4 exons. NCBI's taxonomy places the organism in Eukaryota, Metazoa, Chordata, Lepidosauria, Squamata, Anguidae. Gene Ontology annotation, molecular function: filamin binding.
CCGCACGGAGCGCACAGUCCUGCCUGGAGCCAGCCGGGCACGUCGGCGCCCCGCAGGAAAGAGCGCGCCGGAGCAAAGCAGGGACUCGCUCGCUCGCUCGCUCGCUUAAACGGUCAGCUGGAGAGACAGGACCCAGCCCUGAGUCACGAGGAGCAGAGGAGGCCGGCGAGAGAGGCCUCUGCAUGCUCCACACCGGCUGGCCUCCCUGCAAGAGGAGGUGGACUUCCCCCAACUUGGCAGCCUCCGCCCUCGCCUCCCGCCCCAGUCAUGGUGGGUCACCUGCAGCUGCAAGGAAUGGAAGACAGCCUAAAGGAGAAGAACCGCGAAGGCCUGCUGGAUAGCCCGGAUUCAGGGCUUCCCCCUAGCCCGAGCCCGCCUUUUUACUCCUUGUCUCCAGGCAUCAUUGAGAGCAGAGCUGGGGGAAGCAGCUCUUCCACGGAUACCCUGGGGCAUGGGCACAGGAAGGAUGGCAAAGAAGGGAAGCUGAUCCCUUAUGUUCUUCUGAAUGCCUCCACAUCAGAAAUAAGACCACGAAUGUACCCUGUGUUUUUUGGAGAAAGCAUAGAGGUCAAUCCUGAACCAGCACAAGAAAUUAGGUGCAACUCUGAGGUAAAAUAUGGCUCUGAGAGGCAUUACAAGGACGACAUUUUCUACUGCCCGAUUCCCACUGUCACCACUUACAGAGAAACCAUCAUUGCUGCUCCCAACUGCACAUGGCGAAAUUACAAGUCCCAGCUCAUCUUUGAGCCUCGCCAGAAGCCCCUGAGAUUCCAGAGUACCACGAUCAUCUUCCCCAAACACGCCAAGAACAUUUACCGAACCACCCUCAACUACAGCCUGGGUUCUGCCAAAAGGUGGUUUGCUUCAAGCGUGCAGCUAGAGCUGUGUGAGGAGAACAGCCCGUGCAUUGUGUACACAGAGAGCCUCUAAUGCAAUACUUUGCCUACUGGAGAACUUUUGACUACAACACCCGUCUGAAGCUUAGGCCUGAGUUGGAGGGGAUGUCUUUUAAGACUUACCAGCCUUUGGCUGAGAGCAUCCAUUAAAUGGCACCAGGGUCAUUAGUUUUCACACACGAUCUUGGAUGUACACAGUCCAAGUGUUUUGCCUGCUCAAAGAAGCAGCUGAGGGAGAUAUUCUCAUGUGUGAAGUGGCUAAAACUGGGUUUCGAUACCUCUCAGCUUUGAAUUCAACCUGCUUAAUUAGCACUUAAAUGCAAUCUUAAUACUUGUUUGCCAUUUUAAAAACAAACAGUGCUGCUUUGUAUAUGUUUCUGGAGUUUCCACAUUAGCAUGUGGAAUACUGCUGAGAAUUCCUUUGGAGAAGACUAUUAUGUCAAAGAAGACCAUCUCCAGUUUGGCAACGUAGCUUCCAAAGACAUCAGGUAGAUUGUGGCAGGCAGUUUUUAACCAUAUUUAAUACGAAUUCCAUCCUGAAAGAUUAACUAGAAGCCCAGCUCAAUGGUUAUGGUGCCAUGGUUGUGGUUAACUCAUAGAUGUUGCCACUGAAAUAAGAAUGGAAAGGAGCAUGACAACUUUUUUUUGCAGUUGGUGAGGAGUUGUCAAAUCAUUAUGCAGUCUUGGAAACCAGGUGUUUAUAAUGCCUUGGUGUUUAACUGCAAAGGAAACCAAGAAGAAGAUUCCUUUGGCAAUGGUCAUCUUCUAGGGUGGAUGUAACAUAAGGAAAAUAGCUGAAGGUUUAGUAUAAAGUUGUGUGGGGAAAGAGUUUACAUAUGAACUCAUUCCUGCAGGAAGCUGGUUUUUUUUGACAAUCGAAUCGUAAGAUAAUAGCUUUUUAAAAGACAGUGCCUGGGACCAAAGGCCUUGUUUACUUUCUGUGAUAAAGGACUGUAAAACUCAGGCCAGGGUUUCCCAGUUGGGAGGCUUGGCUCUUUAAGGGCAUAAGACAGAAGAAUCGCAGUUGCUCAGAUUUGCAGGAACACAAACCUAGUAAACCCGAAGAAAACAGAUGGGAUAGGAAGCAACUGCAUGGAGACAAAAAAGGAAGGGAAGGAAUCUGGAAGUGGUGGCUUAAUUGUGCAAGCUGCUGUGCAAUUAAAAUUGUGCACAGGAUGCACUAUAAUGAUUUGAUCACAAUUAGACUUCUUUUAAAGAUUAUGCCUUUGAAUGGGGAAAGAUGCAUAAUUAAAUAUAAUGGUGCACCUAAUGUGCAACAAUUAUUUGAUCUCCAUUAUGCUGCUUAGAAAGAUUGCUCUUUUGAAUGGAGAACAAUGUGCCUAUGGCCGUGUUUGCGUGAAACAGUAAGCCAGAAUUCUGGAAAAUCCUUACUUACCAGCUGUAAGCUGGUACAUGGAACUUAUUCACUGGCUCCUCCUGCCUGCAAG